Moneuplotes crassus is the source of this 1262-nucleotide messenger RNA. NCBI's taxonomy places the organism in Eukaryota, Ciliophora, Spirotrichea, Euplotida, Euplotidae. The record is from the annotation of a GenBank genome assembly.
AUGUUUCAAGGAGGUACUCUAGAAGGACUCAGUAAGGAAGCCAAAGUCAAGAUUGGUCAACUUUACGAGCAAUUUCUGUGUGAACGAGAGGAGAAAGAAGAAAUUUUGGAGAAUUAUAACUACGAAAAGGAAAAAUUCGAACAGAUUAUAGAUCUCCUUCAGAGCCAAAAGCUUAAUAAUGAGAAAGUAGAGGCUGCCAAGUCUAAUCUUGAGGAAGGAUAUGGCCGUAAAAGAGUAGAUACCGAUAAUCUUGAGAAGAUACCUUUUCCGGACUGCUUUAAAUCUGACUCUAAGCCUGAUUUUAAGACUCCGGAUCAUCACCAGAACUUCCAUAGUCCUACACCAGGGACUAGAAGAAAUGAGCUUGCAAGCCCAAUCCAGUACUUUGAUAAAGUGAUUAAUGAUAUUAAAGGAAUGAAAGAUGAGUUGACUAAAAUACAUCAGGAUCAGGUGAGGCAGUUUGCCUUGGCUAGUCCGAUAUCAGCCAUGUCGAACACCUACAGGAAGAACGAUGUUGUCUCCCCAGAUAGAUUGGGACAUCCACCCGAGAGCAUCCCUGGCACUGGCGUUAAGAGUACCUCUCAGCUAAGUCUUAAGGACUUGACGAGUGAAAAAGGGGAGGUUUCUAAGAAGAAACAACGUCAAAAGAAAAACAAGCAUAUAUGCAGAAGCAGCGAAGAGUCUGAUGAUGUCGAGGAGGAAUGAAGGUGCAAAAAGAAGUCUAAAAAUAGCAAAAAGCAGCUGAAAACUUCGUAUAACCCUAAUACAAAAUAAGUACAAAAGAGAUAUGAGGGAUGAUCAAGUUUUUGGACGUGAAAAGCAGGGGGCCAAAAGCACUUAUCUCUACAAAAAGCAUGAAAAUUCCUUCGGGACAAGCUCCGAGAAAGCAUUUAAAUCGAACAGGAUUAAUCAGAGCAAGUACUCGAUGCUGAACGAAAAGGAAUAUAAGGACAAGCUCAGGAGGAUGUAUAAGAGAGCUGCUGAGAAGUCCCUCAGGAUGUCUCAGAGGUUCAGUGCAGAGAACCUCCCUUCCCAUCCAAAUCUGUACAACCGGGCUUUGUACCCCUCUGUCACUCAGAUUGCCAACUACGAGUCUAAGCAGGCUAAAAAUAGUAAUAAGAGGUACUCUGAGAAGGAAGAGAAUGUGCUACUCAAGUCGAGAAACCUUCAUGACGAGUCUCUAUUCGAGAUGAUUAAUGAGAUUGAUCACUGAUAUGAAGGCAACCGGAACGACCAAUCUCAGGAGUCUAAUUAGAGCUUUG